This is a messenger RNA of Pogoniulus pusillus (Red-fronted tinkerbird), 2278 nucleotides long. It is a transcript of the gene SERTAD4, whose product is annotated as SERTA domain containing 4. Gene Ontology annotation, cellular component: nucleus. Lineage: Eukaryota; Metazoa; Chordata; Aves; Piciformes; Lybiidae. Bases 418 to 1452 code for a protein of 344 amino acids. The transcript has 4 exons. The record is from RefSeq and is a predicted model, not a curated record.
GCUCUGGAGUCCCCUCUCCUGCUUAAUAUUCCGCCUGCUCCGCCGAUGUUGUGCUUGGCUCCGGUGGGACUGCAACUCACGGCUUGAAACCGGAGCCAAUUUUCUGUCUUAGUCUCGCAGUGUUUUGACUGGAGGCAGAUCCAGUUCAGUCCGAUCGGGGCUAGUGGAAACAACUACCCAAGUCUCUGCUGUCUGCUUCCUUCGGGAGGGAAGAAGAAAGAAACGCGAUUGCUGACUGCUGGGCGCGCUCCCUCGCACACACAUACACACCCCCGCACACCCCACUGCACACACACACACACGCACCGCAGCAGGCACACGCCAGACCCGUCGGUGCCGGGCGCGCCGUGCCAUCGCCACCACGAGAGAAUGGGAAGCGUGUGAGCGGAUCCGUGCUAGUGUGUGCCGGCGCCCGCGAUGACCCUGGUGCUGCCCAUGCAGCGGCUGGGCCGCCCCAUCGCCGACGACGGAGCUGCUGACCUCGCCGCCUACCGCGCCCUCUGGGAGCCGCCCUGCUGUGGUCGUCCCGGCCCCGCCGCCCCGCCGCCCCCUGCCCCGCCGGCCGCCGCCAGCUCCCCCCCCGCAGGAUCGCCUUACAGGGGAGUUUCAAAUCCUGCAACAACAUCCAAGAUCACAUACUUUAAAAGGAAAUAUGUGGAAGAAGAGGAUUUUCAUCCACCACUCAGCAGCUGUACACAUAAAAUGAUCUCUGUGUUUGAGGAGCGGGCCCAUAUUCUUUACAUGUCUUUGGAAAAGCUGAAAUUCAUCGAUGAUCCUGAAGUCUACUUGCGGAGGUCUGUACUCAUCAACAAUCUAAUGAAGAGAAUCCAUGGAGAAAUCGUCAUGCAGAACAGUUGGUGCUUCUCCACCUGCUCCUUCAGUGGCACCUCCCCACAAGAGUGGUUUGUGCCUCAGGACUGUCCAUACAGAAAACGCCUUCGGAUGGCAAAGGAGGAGUCCGAGAAACUCCACACAUGCUGCUUCUAUCAAGAGUGUGGCAGUCACUAUUUAAACCUACCCUACUCUGUUAAUGCUAAUACAGAAAAUACUUCCUCCUCUUCCUCCUCCUUUUCUUCCUCCCUUCCCAUUUCUUUGCCAGGCUGUUCCCAGCAGGUGGAUUAUGACGUUGGCAGUGGCCCUUCUUACAGGAGUGAUGACCAGAUACCUGCUAAUGAAAUAUUCAUCAAUAAUGCCAGGUCUCACAGUAAUCAGGAAAAGGCAAAAUUUAAUGAUGAGAAAGGAGAUGAUGAACCUGAGCAAGAGAGCAUUGCCCUAAACUGUGAACCUGUAAAAGGCACCCAUGCUCUUGAAUGUAAAGGCAAAUUUUAUGACUGUUUUGAGACUGGAUGCAGUGACAAGAGCAACGUAAGUGAAUCUUGGAAAACAUCCUUAAGGAAAAAGGAAUCUUUACCGAGUAAUAAACUGUGCUGCAGCAAAGGAAGUAAAAUAUGAGAGGUGGUUCUCGCUCUGUUGAAGCAUGCGCAGCAUGUUCGUUUUGUCUAUCAAUUUUUUAUUUCCAAGGGGUUUUUAUAGUUUUCUACAAAUUCUAACGAUGGUGCCACAAACAUCACAUGUAUUUUUAAGUGACUGGAGAGCAGAUUUGCAUAAAGUGUCUCCAUGAUCUGCAUCAGCGGGCUGUUUAUAAAUAUGGAGACUUCAGAAAGAGCACAGUUGUGUUACUGCCUAGCACAAUAGUCUGUACGUCUAUGGUGUAGCUUUCCUUACUGAAAGUACCAAUCAGCCAGAUGGGGGAAAUACAUUGGUUUAUAGAUCUCUCACCCCCAAGAAGUCUGCCAUUAAUUAAGAAGAACCUCCAUUAUGUUUACCAAGGAAUUAGAAGCCUGGUAAACAAAUUUAUGCUACCAGCAAGCUGGUAAUACGCUCCUUGGAGCUCCGUAUUUGUUCUGACAAAGGAUUGUCUUCGUGGACUGGGAAUAAACCAUCCUUACAUUUUGUGUUGCUACUCUUGAAUUCCUGGAUUCGGCAUCUUUUUUCAACUGACAAAACAGGACAUAGCAUAAGGAAGUAACCUGUUUAUGGGAUAAUAAUCAGAAGCACUACAUGCAGCUCAAGUCCUCGCAUGUUUUCAUCUCGGAUGUAAUAACUCAUGAGGCUUGUUGUUAACACAGGGCAGGUUUGGUUUUUUGGUGCCUUACAUUUUGUCUUAAUUUUUGCUAGUGUGAAAAUUAAGUAUAAAUCAGCGAUUAAAGCAGGGAUUUAACCUAAACAGAGGAACAAAACAAAAAAAAAAAAAAAAGAAAGAAAGAAAAAAAGAAAA